AUGCCCAGCCUGGUGUGGUUGGAUGCUGGGAGCCAGAUAUUAUACUCUUGCUGUGUGUGCUUUGGCUGUAUGUCAGCUUUGGGAAGCUACAACAAAUACAACAACAACAACAACAACAACUGCUACAGAGACACUUUUGCCCUGUGCACACUAAACAGUCUAAGCAGCUUUGUUGCGGGCUUUGCAGUCUUCUCUGUCCUCGGCUUCAUGUCCUAUGAGUUGGGUGUUGACAUCUCAGUGGUGGCUGAAUCAGGUCCUGGAUUGGCAUUCAUUGCCUACCCUCGGGCCAUAGCCAUGAUACCUUUACCCCAACUCUGGUUUGUUUUUUUCUUCAUGAUGAUAAUCUUCCUUGGACUGGACACUGAGUUUGUGUGUAUGGAAGCCUUGGUGACAGCCAUAUCAGACUUGUAUCCAUCCUUCUUUUACCCUGGUCAUCGACGUAAACUGCUUCUGCUGGUCAUCUGUGGUGUAUCUUUGAUCACUGGCCUGUUGAUGGUGACUGAAGGAGGACUUUAUGUUUUUCUGCUGUUUGAUCACUAUGCUUGCAGUGGAAUACCAAUCGUGUUUUUCGCCAUUUUGGAAUCCAUCUGUGUGGGAUGGAUAUUUGGUAAGCAACAAAAAGUCAUGUAG
This is a messenger RNA of Epinephelus moara (kelp grouper), 630 nucleotides long. RefSeq names its product sodium- and chloride-dependent GABA transporter 3-like. Gene Ontology annotation, cellular component: membrane. Lineage: Eukaryota; Metazoa; Chordata; Actinopteri; Perciformes; Serranidae. The coding region runs from base 1 to 630 and encodes 209 amino acids. The record is from RefSeq and is a predicted model, not a curated record. The transcript has 6 exons. Gene Ontology annotation, biological process: sodium ion transmembrane transport.